Rotaria sp. Silwood1 is the source of this 978-nucleotide messenger RNA. The record is from the annotation of a GenBank genome assembly. Lineage: Eukaryota; Metazoa; Rotifera; Eurotatoria; Philodinida; Philodinidae.
AUGUAUGCAAUUGUUAAUGAUUCAUCUAAAUUUAAACGUCUGUCUACUGAUCCAACAGUUGCUAGGGAACAAAAUCUUAUAAAAUUAUUAAACCGAUUGUUAAAAGAAAAGUCCAUAACAGAACAAUUUUUCAAAAUGUCAUGUCCUAAAGGUUCAAAUCCCGGUCGACUUUAUGGACUACCAAAAAUUCAUAAAGAUAAUAUUCCAUUAAGACCAGUACUUUCUGCUAUAGGAACGUUCAAUUAUGGACUUGGCAAAGCUCUAACAAAUAUCUUAUCGGAUAUUAUUGAAAAAGAAAAGAUGGUUCGAGAUCCUUUUUCAUUCGUCGAAGAACUGAAAACAUUACCUAAAUCAUUUUCUAAUUACAAGAUGGUAUCAUUCGAUAUAUCUAGUUUGUACACGAAUGUACCACUUGAUGAAACUAUAGAAAUUAUUCUUAAAAACUUGUACGAAACUCGUGCCACACCACCAACCAUUCAACGCGAUGAUAUGAAACAGCUUUUAAUUUUUGCUACAAAAAAUACACAUUUUCUUUUCGACAAUAAUCUGUAUGAUCAAGUAGAUGGAGUAUCCAUGGGGUCACCUUUAGCUCCAUUACUGGCCGAAAUCUUUUUGCAAGAUUUUGAAAAAAAGCAUUCAUCAACUUUUACAAGUAUGGGUAUAGUCUAUUGGAAGAGAUAUGUUGAUGAUACUUUUGUCUUGAUUGAUUCAACAUUUUCAGCAAAGGAUAUUUGUACGAAACUAUCACAAUUUCAAAAAUCAAUUAAAUUUACUUGUGAAGAAGAAGCAGCAAAUACAAAUACACUUUCAUUUCUUAAUAUACUGAUCCAAAAGCAACCGGGUAUAGGUUUUGCUACUAAAGUCCACAGAAAAGAAACAUUUUCCGGUCUCAUUACACAAUGGAGUAGCUUUGUACCAAAAGCAUAUAAGCAACAUUCGCUUGAAUCAAUCUCAAGUAGUUUUAACUUGAUGGAUUGA